Messenger RNA from Thlaspi arvense, 966 nucleotides. The record is from the annotation of a GenBank genome assembly. Lineage: Eukaryota; Viridiplantae; Streptophyta; Magnoliopsida; Brassicales; Brassicaceae.
AUGAAUACGGUACUUGGAGUGUGGGUAAUUGUUACAGUGCCUAGCAUCAUGAUGGUAAAUCCAGAUUUGCCUGAGAUAAUAUCUUUCAGAGAAAAGUUGCCAACUGAUGGGUUAACUUUAACUUACACUCACCCUAAUCAGUUAACUGUGGUUAAUUCGAUAUCAGUUAGAGAUGAUUUCAUCCUCCAUAGUCCAAGAAUGACUAUAAAUGAAAUCAUCAGUGCAUCCGAGGUUACCAAAUGUGUGACCAUGUGUACAAUUAUGUCGAUUGAUACAGAGUUUGGUUGGUACUAUAUGGCACAUAAAUCAUGUGCCAAGAAAGUUCUUCCGCAUGACAUGGAAGCAAUGAAGGACAAAUAUCCAGGGAGGUCUUUCAAAAAACCGUUAUGGAAAUGCGAGAAAUGCAAUAAAGAUGUUGAUGAUAUUGUCCCAGCGUUUAUGUUGACAUUUCGUGUGAUGGAUGAUAGUGGUGAGACAAAGUUUUUGCUUUUCGAUAAGGAAGCAAUGGAAGUAGUCAACCAAACCGCUGCACAACUGACACAAUCAGUUGAUGAGGUGCAGGAUCCAAGUAUCCUACCUUUGGCAUUGACUAAUAUAUGUGGUAAAAUAUACCUAUUCAAGAUUUCUAUUCAAAGUUCAAAUAUUGUCUUCAACAACCCUUCUUACAAAGUCGUAAAGAUUGUUACUCAAAGUGAUAUUGUCAAAAAGUUCUCUGAAGUUUCUGCAAAUCAGAAGACUCCUGAUGCUCAAGGCAUACCACGUAGCCUCAUGUGGGUUGACGAAAAGGUACCUAUUCUCAAUAUUGAAGGUGUUGAUGAAGACGCAACUCCUACUUCGAAAAGGAAAUCUACAGAAUCCAUUGAAGGUGUUGAUAAUAAAGAUCAGCAAUCCGUGUCCAAAAAAGGGUGUAUAAGCAAGAAACAACCUCAUGACGUCAAAAUAAUCAAGAAAGAAAAGGAUGCUUAG